Beta vulgaris subsp. vulgaris (sugar beet) is the source of this 1952-nucleotide messenger RNA. RefSeq lists its product as hypothetical. Bases 219 to 1556 code for a protein of 445 amino acids. Lineage: Eukaryota; Viridiplantae; Streptophyta; Magnoliopsida; Caryophyllales; Amaranthaceae. Gene Ontology annotation, biological process: intracellular transport. The transcript is spliced from 9 exons. The record is from RefSeq and is a predicted model, not a curated record.
AAAGAAAUAAUCAACGGCUAAAAUUAAAACCUCAUACAAUCCCAAAAUCAACCUUCACCAGCAGAAAAAUUAAAAACCCCCAAAUUAAUUUGAAACCAAAUAAAAACCCUAAUAAAUCCUCGCUACCUUUUUCUCUCUCCUAGUACUGUAAAUCUCAAUCAAUCUUGUCAUUUCUCUUUCUCUCUCAAUUAUCUUGGCGUAUUUGAUUGCUGAAUCCAAUGAUUGGGACUAAGCGCCGAAGUGUUUCAUUGAGUUCAAAUGCCGACGAUAAUCCUUUUCAAAGUAAAAAAGUCGUAGCAGAAGCUCCUAUAGGCAGUCAGGCAACAGCCGUAUUGCCAUCACCUGAAGUUGAAACAGCGGCAACACCGUCGUUGGAUCGGCGUAAAGCUGCUCGACAACAUGUGAGGGCUUUAAAUACUGAAUUCGCAAGUUGGGUGCAAUCUCAGUUGCGGGAUCAUCCGGACGAACUUUGGGAAGAUGGCGUAAGGGAUUACCUAGCUCAGACUUCGGACAUACUGGGGAAAUUUACUGAUGUUGUUAACUGGCUAAAAGCAAAUGCUGGUAAUGAAGGUAGUAUGUCUAGUUUUGGAAUCCAGAGCACUGAGAAGAAAAAUUCACCACAAACGAACAACAAGGAAAUGAAAUCUGUCUCGGGGACAUUUAAAUUUGGUAUGCCCGGUGCGAAUGCAAUCCCCAUACCUUCAUUGAACUCUGGAGCUUCCAGCACCCAAGCCUCAGUUCCUAGCUCAACUACAAACUCAGCUCCUUCGUGGAGCUUUGGAUUAUCUGCCAGUACUCCAGCUCUUUCACAAAGUGCAAGCACUGCUCCUGCUAGUUCUUGGAGCAGUGGAGUGGCGUUCGAUUCUAAAUCAUUGUCACAAGCCAAAACGGUUAGCUUUUCGACUUCACCUAAAUUUGGAGUAUCAUCCAAUAAUCAAGCAGCCUCAUCGACCCCCACUGCUAGCUUUAUGAGUUCUACAAGUUCUGGAACAUUCUCUAACAGUCAAAUUCCAUCAUUUGGUGCGUGGAACGCUGGAACUUCCUCAAACAGUCAAUCAGCUUUUUCAUUAGGGAAUCAAAAACCGGCCAUUUUACAUGAUAGUGCUAAAGAGGGUGCUGAUGAAGACAAUGAGCCUGAGCAGCCUAGCAGCCCAUCUGUGAAAAGUUCUGAAGAGAAGGGUAUUGCUGUGGUGCAUGAAACCAAGUGCAAGCUCUAUGUUAAGUCAACUGAUCCAGCUGAUAAAGAGCCCUGGAAAGAUAAAGGUACAGGCCAACUCUUCAUCAAACGUGAGGAAGGUGCCAGAAAGGGUACCAAGGAAUCUAAGCCAAGGAUACUUGUUCGUAAUGAUGUCGGAAGAAUAAUGCUUAACGCUUCACUCUACUCAGGCAUCAAGACAAAUUUGCAGAAAAAUGCUAUCGUGACCAUAUUCCAUACUUCGGAUGAUAGUGGAGCAAAUGACAAAGCAGUUGCUCGUACCUUUCUAAUAAGAGUUAAGAACGAGGAGGAAAGAAAUAAACUGGCAGACACUAUACGUGAACAUGCACCACCUGCUUAAGAACCGAAUAUAAGCUUUUGGUUGUGAUUGUUGUUUCAUAGUUCUUUCGGUGGCCCGAGCUGGAUUUUUUUCUUCCAGCUGUUAUUUUUAUUCUGCUGCAAUUUUGGGAAGGCGAGCUUGCAGGAGAAUGAGUACAAACAAACCCCGUUGCGCCAAUAUUGGGGUUAAGAUAUCCUCCACUGAUACAGGAGUUGAUACACAGGAACGAGCAGGGAGGCAUGUAUCAUAAACAAAAGUGAAGGUAAGAAAAAAUGUUCCUCUGCUCCUUUUAUUGGUGAUUGUAUGAUACUAUUUUGUUAGAAUGUUUUAUUUUCUGGUUUAGGCUACAUAUCUGUAACUCGAAGGCGAUGUUCAAUUCUUGUGCAAAGUAAUUAAAUGCCGAAUGUUCCUUUUUUA